CGAAAGCAGAAGAAAUCGGCCGCGCAGUCAUUCUCAACGCUCCCCGAUUUCAGACGAACUUCCUUCGUUGCCCUCGCGUGAGCGACGAAAUCACCGAACGCGGACACCGAAUAUGCCGGCCACCAGAAGAAGAUCCCGAGGGCAAAUCAGGAAAGAUGCGUAACUUCGUUGUCGUCCUCCGCUUCCCUUCGCCCCCGACAAGUCGCUGCGGCUCUCAAUCGCCAUAAUAAAAAGUCCACGAACGACGCCGCGACAGACCAGAAUCGAGUUUCGAAUUCGAGCGACGCGGACGAGAAUCUCGCGAUCUCUCUCUCUCUUUCCCUAUCCCGUUUUGAUCGCGCGUGAUUGUUUGCGUACAUGAAAGGAUAUGGAGCGGAGCGGGUCGUGGUUGAGGGCGAUGGUUGUUCUGACGUGCUUGGUUGCCGCAAGUGGGGCGAGAGAACUCAGAGUGAGGUCCAAGGCUCAUAAAGCUGUUUACAAUCACACUCUUGCCACGAUAUUGGUGGAGUAUGCAUCGGCCGUUUACAUGUCAGAUUUGACAGAACUUUUAAGUUGGACAUGUCCUAGAUGUGAUGGAAAGACCAAGGGGUUCGAAGUCAUUGAACUGAUAGUUGACGUUCAGCAUUGCUUACAGGCAUAUGUUGGAGUGGCCAAGGACCUUAAUGCUAUGGUUAUAGCUUUUAGAGGUACCCGAGAACAUAGCAUACAAAAUUGGGUUGAAGAUCUCUAUUGGAAACAGCUUGACAUAAAUUACCCCGGCAUGCCUGGUGCCAUGGUUCAUCAUGGAUUCUAUUUUGCUUAUCACAAUACGACAAUUCGACCUGGUAUUUUGGAUGCUGUUAUUAGAGCCAAGGAUUUAUAUGGAGACAUCAACGUCAUGGUGACAGGGCAUUCUAUGGGAGGGGCUAUGGCAUCCUUUUGUGGACUCGAUCUUGUGGUCAAUCAUGAAGCACGGAAUGUUCAGGUUUUAACAUUUGGACAACCUCGUAUUGGCAAUGCAGUUUUUGCAUCUUACUACAGUGACCGUGUGCCAAAUACCAUACGUAUUACUAAUGGACAUGAUAUCGUGCCUCAUUUGCCUCCUUACUAUUCUCGGUUCCCACAGAAGACUUACCAUCACUUCCCUAGAGAGGUAUGGCUGUAUAAUAUAGGAUUUGGUAGUCUGGUUUAUCAGGUCGAGAAAGUUUGUGAUAGCUCUGGAGAAGACCCAUCAUGUAGCAGAUCGGUAACUGGUAACAGCAUCGCGGACCAUUUAGUCUACUAUGGCGUGGGAUUAAUGGCUGAGACAUGGGGAUCAUGCAAAAUCGUAAUGGACGCACGAUUGAAGGAAUAUGGAGGUGAAGAUGUCAAAGGAAAUCUUUUGCUUUCUAGGAAUCCUUCUGCGUCUACAUUGAAGCUGCCUUCAGAUUCUGAUGCCAAGAGCAACUUCAGUUAAAAUGCUCCUGGGUCAGCACCUGGUUUCUCAAAGAUUAUCAGGGACCUCUGUGAUGAAGGUUAUGAAAUGGAUUCCAUCAAUCUGUUGGCCACAUCCAUCACAAGACGCAUAAGAGCUCUACUCAAAUUCACUCUGAAUGUAAAUAGUGCGAAGUUGAAUGUGUCAUUCUUGUAAAUACAACUCUGUGAUUUCUAUUGAAUGAAUGCGUUCCCUAGUUGACCUCUCAA
Eucalyptus grandis is the source of this 1662-nucleotide messenger RNA. RefSeq names its product lipase-like. Bases 368 to 1435 code for a protein of 355 amino acids. Gene Ontology annotation, biological process: lipid metabolic process. The transcript has 11 exons. The record is from RefSeq and is a predicted model, not a curated record. NCBI's taxonomy places the organism in Eukaryota, Viridiplantae, Streptophyta, Magnoliopsida, Myrtales, Myrtaceae.